Molecule: messenger RNA, 1452 nt
Organism: Pistacia vera
Lineage: Eukaryota; Viridiplantae; Streptophyta; Magnoliopsida; Sapindales; Anacardiaceae
Product: eyes absent homolog
Exons: 6
Coding region: 163-1113 (316 amino acids)
Biological process (GO): multicellular organism development; cell differentiation; positive regulation of DNA repair
Cellular component (GO): nucleus
Molecular function (GO): protein tyrosine phosphatase activity
Source: RefSeq, a predicted model, not a curated record
AGCGUUUCAUUAAAUUAACCUUUGUAUAGUUUAGUUAGUGAUAACGGUAACCCGCCAAUAUGUUCUUCUUGUUAUGAUUUAACAAACCCAAAUCCAAAAUUAGUUCUUUUGCCGAUUAACGAAUUCAAAAUUUAAAUUUUCAACAGAUUCAAAGACAAAAGCAUGGGAGACAACUCGUCAGCGUCUGAUGAAAAGACCCAAAAGGCCGGGAAUCGGAUUACAAAUGUUUACAUCUGGGACAUGGACGAGACCCUUAUUCUGCUCAAGUCUUUGCUGAAUGGGGCUUUUGCUGAGGCUUUCAAUGGUUCAAAAGAUGUAAAGAAAGGUGUUGAGCUUGGGAGAAUGUGGGAGAAUCACAUUCUUAAAAUGUGUGAUGACUAUUUCUUCUAUGAGCAAAUUGAGAACUACAAUAAGCCUUUUCUUGAUGCAUUGAAGCAAUAUGAUGAUGGGAUGGAUCUUUCGGGUUAUGAUUUUAACCGGGAUGGGUUUAGUCCUCCACAUGAUGAUCCCAGUCUCAAGAAGCUUGCAUACAGGCACCGAGCUAUUGGGAAUAAGUAUAAACAGGGUUUGCAAAGUAUUUUUGAUCAAGAAAUGUUGAGUUUCUUGGAUGAAUUGUACAGUAUGACUGAUGAAUAUACAGAUAGAUGGCUAUCAUCAGCAAGGGCCUUUUUGGAGCAGUGUUCAAGUGGGGAAGACUACUCAACAUCUUCUCUUGGUUCUACCAGUGGGAUCACUGACUUUACUGAUGCAAAAUUCCAACAUGUAAAUGUUUUGGUGACUUCUGGAUCAUUGAUACCUAGCCUCGCAAAAUGCUUACUCUUUCGACUUGACAAUUGGAUAGCGCAUGGAGAUGUUUACAGCUCAUGGGAAGUGGGGAAACUCCAGUGUUUUCAAUGGAUCAAGGAACGUUUUAACAAUCCAAAUGUCCGGUUUUGCGUAAUUGGAGAUGGAUGGGAAGAAUGUGAGGCUGCACAAGCUAUGCAAUGGCCUUUUGUUAAGAUUGAUCUCCGACCUGGCAGUUCUCACAGGUUCCCAGGCCUCUCUCUUAAAACAAUAGGGUACUAUUUUUCUGUUGUGUAUGGAAGUCACGAUGCAGAAAAUGAUGAAGAGUAGGUUAUCACACCAUUGGAAAAUCCACAGAAUUGUGGUUGAAAAUUGAAAAAGUCUGGUAUUCUCUACAAUGGUGCUGAGUCUCUGGGGCAGCUCAUAGAUUGAAAUGUCAGCAUCGAAAGACAUUUUCAUAGGUUCUUUCUUCAUCCCUCAAAGCUUAUGUUGCUAUUUUCUGGUGUUUUUUUCAGUUUUGAAAGUGGGGCUAAUCAAAUUCUCCCAUGACUUACAAUUAGGAAAAUAACUUUCAUUCAGUCAUGAUUUGAUUAUGUUUUGGCCUCACAAUGCUGACCUUAUCUAAUUAUCUAUCAAGAUCUCAUUUAUGGCUCCACUCUAUCCGAAAAU